CAUGUUUGACAACUCCGAGAUUAUAUACGCAAAAAAAGUUUUUUGGUUAUGAAUUUUUUUUUAUCCCAGGUUCUUGCCAACAUCAACAAGUAGAAUUUCUCGGCGAUUAGCUAAAGAAAUUCGGAAAUCGUUGUUGAAACUUAUUGACCGGCGAAGGAAAAGCAGUAAUCGGGACAACAAAAGUGAUGGUCCAACCGAUUUAUUGGAGGUGAUGAUGAACGCUGCCGAUGAAUCGGGUCGUUCAGAUGAUCCAUCAGCCGUAACGGAUAACGACGUCGUAGAGGAAUGCAAGACGAUCUUCUUCGCCGGCACGCAUACGACAUCGGCCAUGCUGACGUGGACAGCCUUGCUCUUGGCCAUGCACAUCCACUGGCAGGAUGAGGCACGUCAGGAGGUUUUGAGGGUGUGCGGAGCACGUGACACUCCAACUAAAGAUGAUCUUGCCAAGCUCAAAUUGUUGGGAAUGAUUAUAAACGAGUCUGUGAGAUUGUACCCACCAGUAGUAGCGAUGAUCAGACGGGCCAAAGAGGAUGUGCAGUUGAGCGGGAUCCACAUUCAGCAGGGUACUGAGCUCUUGAUCCCAAUCAUAGCCGUUCAUCAUGAUUCGAGUCGAUGGGGCGACGAUGUACACGAUUUUAACCCAAUGAGAUUUGCGGAAGGUGCGACCCAAGCCGCGGACCACCCAAUGGCUUUCCUCCCCUUUGGGUCGGGCGCCCGCCGAUGCAUUGGCCAAAACCUGGCCAUUCUAGAGGCCAAGUUAGCCAUCGUCAUGAUUCUUCGCCGUUUCUCUCUCCAGCUUGCACCCAAGUAUCGACACACGCCUUCGGUUGUCACGUUACUCCAUCCGCAGCAUGGUGCACCUAUUGUGUUUACCAAAUUAUCUGAUCAUCUAAAUUGAAUUUUAGUAUAUGAUUAGGAGUAGACUCUCUUUGUUAAUUUGAAUAUUCCAAAAUUGGUGUUUCAAUAGAAGUUUGCAGUGAAUACCUAAAAAUUGGGAAGUGAAGAUCGCAGUUAUAGAAUGCGUGGAUUCAUAAUAUGUCCAAACUCCCCGAC
Molecule: messenger RNA, 1053 nt
Organism: Salvia miltiorrhiza (redroot sage)
Lineage: Eukaryota; Viridiplantae; Streptophyta; Magnoliopsida; Lamiales; Lamiaceae
Product: cytochrome P450 734A1-like
Exons: 2
Coding region: 212-898 (228 amino acids)
Biological process (GO): brassinosteroid metabolic process; brassinosteroid homeostasis
Molecular function (GO): heme binding; iron ion binding; monooxygenase activity
Source: RefSeq, a predicted model, not a curated record